UCCCAGACACUUUUAUCAAGGCUGGGUUACACUGCAUGCAUACACUCUCCUGCCACCCAUUCCGACUGAUGGAUACCCAUUGAGGGGUUGAACUAACUAGUUACCAUCAGCUCACCCACUAGACCACGCUGCACGAUAGAAUUUGCAUGAAUAUAUAUUUUAUAUUAACCUAUAAUGCUGUAGGGUGAACAAUUUAUGUAAAUAAAAUGCAGCCAGGGGAGUAUGGAAAUGAGUGUUUUCUCUCUUUCUUGCUCUUUCAUCUCUCUCUCUUUAAUUAUUUCUCCCCCUUAUACCCACUGUGAUUGUGCUCAUCUCUUUCUUUCUCUCUCAUCUCCCCCCUCCCUCUCCCAAUCUCUAGCUGUAGGCUCUCUCCCUCUGGUCCUUAGGUUGCUGUGCCUGAUGCAGACCAGUGGCUCCACUGAGAAUGAGAUGGACGGCAUCCACUUUAAACUGCUCUACCACGUGAGUAACCUGACAGGGAAGCUGAAAGCCUCCAACACAGAGUGCCUGCUGCCAGCCUUCAGCUACCUGUACUGCUGUCUGCGUCUGUCCCCCCCUCAUUGCACUGACAGAGCUGUGUCCAUGCUGCUGUGUAACACCGGGCUGAUGGACCAACUGCAGGCUACGCUGAACCUCUCCUCCUCCUCUUCCCUCGCUCCAUCCCUCUCUCCUACGUCUGCCCUGCUGUGCUGCUCCCGUCUGCUCCUGUCUUCCCUCAUCACCCUGCAGCACACUCAUUCUGCUCAGGUCCAUAGAAGCAUCAGGUUGAACCUGGGCAGCACGGUGCAGGCUCUGGUCUUUGGGAAGAGGAAGACAGGCAGCCUCUUACUGGCUAGUUCCCUGAGGCUGCUGCAGGCUGUUCUAGAUGUUGACCUGGAGUCUCCAGUGCUGUGUGUGAAUGUUGGCCCCGGGGUAGGACAGAGGCCCCUGGGGGACACGGACAGCUCUCUGUACCCGCUGGCAUCCUACGGGGCCCACUGCCUCAUCACCGCACUCUACGGCCUCCUGCUGCAGAAGCAGGAGCUGUUGCUCAGUGUGUCAGUGAACUGCCUGGGUUCUCUGCUGGGGUUUCUGCAUAGGAGAAGCCCAUCUACAGCCUAGCAUGUGGUGUGUCAGCCCUGGAGUCGCUUCCUGCUCUACUCUCUGCUCAACUCUGGAGAGAGCUGCCUGCUGCACCCAGCCACACUCACACUACUCACAUUGCUGUUGCGGUAUGGCAGUAGGGUGGUGGUGUGGGAGCCAGACCUGUGUCAGGUGUUGGAGGCGGUGGAGAAGAGAGGCCUGAAGGAGCUGGGAGAGAACACAACACAGGCCCUGAGACAGCUGCUCACACAGCUCCACUGCAGUAUAUUCCACCCCCCUCCUACAGAGGAGAGCAGACUGAGGGCCAAUACUCUGAUGGAGUCACUGAACUCCCUGCCUCCCACAGCCAACGACAACCUGCCCAUCAGCAUUCUGCGUGUUGGAGAGAUGUCGGUCUGCCUGUCUGACUUCACUGUGAAGACAGACGGACACAUUGGCUCUCAGUUAUAGACCUUUUUGUUGUGAGAGGCUACAUUAUUGAUUUACUUGAUUUAUUUAUCAAUUUAUUUAUGGCUGUUUUUGCAACCAAACAGCCUUAUCCUGAAGAGGUGUCUGGUAGGACUCCUGUCAUAUUAUUACUGAUUGACAGCGUCAAUAAAAAAAACUAGGGGGGAGCAUCCAUUCAUUUGCCUUUAGGUUUGAGGUCUUUCAAUAAUAUAAGUUUAUCAUAAAGAAUUGUUGGG
Messenger RNA from Coregonus clupeaformis (lake whitefish), 1766 nucleotides. Its product is annotated as meiosis inhibitor protein 1-like. The coding region runs from base 223 to 1101 and encodes 292 amino acids. Gene Ontology annotation, biological process: meiosis I. Lineage: Eukaryota; Metazoa; Chordata; Actinopteri; Salmoniformes; Salmonidae. The record is from RefSeq and is a predicted model, not a curated record. The transcript has 10 exons.